This is a messenger RNA of Mytilus californianus (California mussel), 1974 nucleotides long. RefSeq lists its product as uncharacterized. Bases 168 to 1892 code for a protein of 574 amino acids. The transcript has 2 exons. The record is from RefSeq and is a predicted model, not a curated record. Gene Ontology annotation, molecular function: zinc ion binding. NCBI's taxonomy places the organism in Eukaryota, Metazoa, Mollusca, Bivalvia, Mytilida, Mytilidae.
CCUUUCCGAUAACUAGGUUAUUUCCCUUUAGGCGUUCUCCGCUAUCGGAGAUUUAUUGCUUCCGGUAGGUACAACCUACCAGCGUUCCUAACAACCCCCCAUCCAUCAGUUACUAGUUUAUUAUAUAUCGAUACAUACGUGAGACAGGACAGUUUUUUGAGAUAGCAAUGGAAAGUGACUUUAGUACUUGGAAAAAGAAAGAGUUACAGGAUUUUCUGAAGAAGUGUAACCAGCCAACUUUCGGAAAUAAGCCCGAAUUAAUAGAGCGGGCAAAAGGAGCUAAAGCCCUGGGCCUUGACAUAAACAAUAAUGCACCCCGAGUGCUGGAUGAUAUUAAGUCGCCUCUUCUCACGCCAUUAGGUGAAAAUUUACCAAGUCCGUCAGAAUUAAAAGAAGGUUGGUCUUCUAACUGUGACCAAUUUCCGGACUUCACGCAUAAAGAACUGUAUAACUUUUUAGUGCUUAGUAGACAUAGGUCCUACGAUGCCAGUGAAAUGGGAGCUAGACGGCAACUGAAGGCAAAGGUUUUUUAUCAGGAAGGACACAUUUCUGACAUAAAGUGCCACCAAAUAUCUGCAAAGUGCUCCCACUGCAUUAUCAAGUGCCACUGUCUCCCGUCUAUCCCAACAAAGGAUAAGAAAAAGAAGCCAGCAUACCAGACUUGGGUGUUUUUGUCUAAAGUUACUGGGAGGGUUCAUAAUGCAGAGUGUAACUGUGUAGCAGGGGCUGGAGAAUCCUGUAAUCACAUUGCAGCCCUUCUGUAUGGCAUAGCAGACAUUACACAGCAGAAAUAUUCUGGAAAGAUUGCACCAACCUCAAAGGCUUGUGAAUGGAUAAAGCAACGCAACAGAAACUUGUCUCCUAAAAAAUCGCAAGAAAUGGUAUUCAAUAAAUUUAAGUCUCCUGAUAGAAAAGUUUCCCUUUACAGUCUUAAUGCAUCUUUCUCUAAAGAUCUGUCAACUCCAGUAAUUCAGAGUUUUAAGGAAAGACUUAUGAAUGUAAACCCUGAUGCAGGAUGGUUGAAGAACUUUCCUCAAACUUCAGCUUCUGAAACUUGUACAAAUGUAUCAACAUUGCCAAAACUGCAUAAUAUAAACUUUUCAUACAUGGAUUCAGUUGAUAUUUCAAGUAUUGAAUGUGUUCAACAUUUUUCAUCCUAUUUUGAUAGUUUAAAAAUUACGAAAGAUGAAUGCAGUAAAAUUGAAAUGGCUACAAGAGAGCAACACAAAAACCCUCUAUGGAAACAGGUGCGUAGAGGGCGCCUAACAGCAUCAAAAUUUGGGAACAUAGUCAGGAGAAAGGCAGACACUGAACCUGACAACCUAAUUAAGUAUCUUUUGGAGUACACACCAUCUUUCACAAAUGCAGCAAUCAGCUGGGGCAGAGAUCAUGAACAAAUAGCUAUUGAUAGCUAUCUCAUUCGUGUAAGGGAGAGUCAUCCACCACUCACAGCUACACAAAAUGGUGUCAUUAUAAAUGAACAUUUGCCUCAUUUGGGUGCUACUCCUGAUGGAUUAAUUUAUUGUCCGCAUUGUAAACCAUAUCAUGGUGUGAUUGAGGUAAAAUGUCCUUAUGCCCUAAGAGACUUGCAUCCGUUAGAAGCUGCAAGACAGAGCAAUUUUUUUUGUGAAGUGGAUAGUCUUGGCCGUUUAAGACUUAAACGUAAUCAUUCAUAUUACUACCAAGUGCAGGGACAACUAGCAAUAACUAAACGCACAUGGUGCCAUUUCGUUGUUUGGACCAAUAAAGGGAUGGAGUUUGAAACAAUAGACUGGGACAAAGAACUUUGGGAAAACAUCAUGUUACCUAAGUUAAAUGCAUUUUUCUCUAGUGCCAUCAUACCAGAACUAUUUACAAGCCGUGUAAAACGAAGGCUGAAAUUGUACAAUUAACUUCUCUCUGAUUAGUCGUUUAAUGUGCAACAAUGUAUUUGAACAGGAGAUAUUUUAUGGUUUUAAAAUUUCAAGUGCUUUA